AUGAGCUCCUCCCUCGAGGCCAAGAUCGUCGUGCUGGGCGCGCAGGGAGUGGGAAAAACCUCCCUCGUCCACCGCUACGUCCGUAACGCCUUCAGCCCCUCGACAACAACAUCCACCGUCGGCGCAUCCUUCGUCACAAAACGCGUCCUCGACUCAACCUCCGACACAACAGUCCGCCUCCAGAUCUGGGAUACAGCAGGUCAAGAACGAUUCCGCUCGAUCUCCCGCCUCUACUAUCGUGGCGCGCACGCAUGCCUCCUCUGCUAUGACAUCACCGAUGAAAACAGUUUCGCCGAGAUGGCCGGCUGGCUGCGCGAAUUACGUCGGAACGUGAACGACGAUGACGAGCCGCUGGUAAUUCACGUCGUUGGUACGAAAUCGGAUAUCGUGGCUGAGGAUCCUGGGGCGCGAAGGGUCCCUUUCGAACGGACGAUUGCGUAUGUUGCUGAGCAGCUUUAUCCGAGCCGGGCGAGUACGCCGCCUCCAACUGCCAUGGGGUUGGGGAUGGGAUUUGGGAGUUUGGGAAGUGUCAGUGCGUUGCAGAGUCCUGAUAGUAAGCGCAGUUCGGCGUUUUGGGGCCAGGAGAUUGGAUGGGAUUGUUGUCACGAGAUCAGUGCCAGGGAUGGCGAGGGGAUUGAAGAGGUUUUCAGGGUUAUUACCCGGAAGUUGGUGGAGCAGAGGAAUCGGAGAGAUGCGGAGAGUAUGUUGUCUGUUGCUGGGACGCCUGCUGUGGAAGGUGUGAGUCCGUUCACGCCAGGUUUGGAUGGAGGGAGUUUUAGACUGGGCAUGGGGGAUAAGAGGAGGAGCUGGAUGGGGUUGGCGACGCCUAUUGCUGGGGAUGCGGAGGAGGUGCAGGUGAUGGAGACUGCACAAAAGAAGGGGAAGUGUUGUUGA
Molecule: messenger RNA, 894 nt
Organism: Penicillium maclennaniae
Lineage: Eukaryota; Fungi; Ascomycota; Eurotiomycetes; Eurotiales; Aspergillaceae
Product: Rab family GTPase
Exons: 2
Coding region: 1-894 (297 amino acids)
Biological process (GO): intracellular protein transport
Cellular component (GO): endomembrane system
Molecular function (GO): GTPase activity; GTP binding
Source: RefSeq, a predicted model, not a curated record